GUACUUAUUUUAUGAAUGCAAAACACAUAGGUACCAGUCUACCGUGGUGAGUUUGGAUGGCGGCGUGGUGAAUUUCUUUCAAAGUUUUCAAGAGGAUUUGCGGACUCAGUGGUUUAUAAUCCUGGCCAGAAAGGAUGGACGGACCGAGGAACAAAAUCCGCAUCUCCAAUCUCUCUGCCGCUGCAAGCCACUCCAAGAUAUCUCACAUUUUCAAGAAAUUCGGCCAGAUUACAAAAGUUUACAUCCAGCGUCAGGGUGCGACAUGGAACUGUGGCGGCCUAGCCUACGUUGCCUACACGGAUGCCGAAAGCGCUGCCAAGGCAGUGGACGAGAUGAACGGAGAGAUGUUUGAUGAGACCAUCAUGUCUGUGGAGCUUGUCUCAGAACGUGAGUUUCUUCAUCACGUGAAGACGAUGCCUGCCUCAUCCAUGGUUGACGGUGCGACUAAGCCAUCGAGAAAACAAAAGAAAGCACCAGCCCCGACCCAACUGACGCCCAAAGACAUAGCACUGGCGCCAAACGCGGAAUGGGAGCCCUACAUCCCUCCAUCUCAGUACGGGCCCGUCCAGUACCCAGCAGUAAAGAAGGAGGCCCUCUCUGAUAGCCCUCAACCUCUCCCGCCUGGGACAACCCCAAAAAACAACUCUCCUUUUGCCAAGAAAAAUAACUCGAGACACGAGAAACCGCAGAGUCGGAAAACACAAGCAGCCUCUGCAGUCGGUGUCGCUCGUCAAGAAUCGAAAUACAAUCCGGAAGAUCGUGGUGGCAGACCGUCACUCAGGGGUACUUACAAAAGUGCCCCAAAACACCCUGUCCCCAACAUGUCCCAUAAAGGGGACCAUUAUGAUCCACCUUCCACUUGCGGCGACCCCCCACGCAAGACGGCUGCCAAUGACUCACUGAUGCAGAAUACACUCAGAGGUGACCGGCGGUCAUUCGGAGAUGACCCUUACAGGGACCCAGUUUACCAAGACCCUCCACGCAAGAUGGCUACCAGUGACCCGCUGACCCAAAGGUCACUCAGAGGUGACCGGCGGUCAUUUGGAGAUGACCCUCACAGGGAUCCAGUCUACCAAGACCUACCGAGGUCAUCCAGGGCUGACCAUCACACUGACCAUUCCAGAAAUCACAGAAGCCACCCCCGCAGUGACCCAGAGCCUCCACUUCGUUCCCUCCUACCAAGGCGAGAUUAUGAAGAUGACCCUCACCUGGAGAGCGACCGAAGACGACAUGACCGGUAUGACGCUCCGAGGAGCAGAGAUUACGAGUAUGAAAGGUUCCCGGCAACCAGCCACAGAGAGCGUUCACCGUCCAGACAUCACUGGGACCUGGACCCCCUUCCGAGCACCUCCAAGCGCCGGGUCUACCCUGACGACUACAUUGAAGUCCCACGUGCCCGUCUGUACGACGAUGACCCCUUAAGACGAGAUCCCUACCCUAGGGAUCCCUACCCCCGUGACGACAGGAGGGAUCUAGACCCAAGGGAGGAGAGACUCUACCGGGAACCGGUCAGGGAUGGGUACCGAGAACCGGACAGGGUAGACGAUAGGUAUUCCCUGGAGCGAGACCGCGCUGAUGCUUGGGGACAUGAUGACAGGCGUCUCUCAGACGACAGGCUGUACCGUGAGCCUGAGAGAGCAUCGUCCCAAGAGUCCAGAACCCUCGGUAUCGACCGGCCGACUUACGACUACAGCCUUGAGACCACCCUGGGCGCCGACCGGCCAACGUACGACUACAGCCUCUGAAGCAAGUGGGAAUCAGUGCAAGCCGGCAGAGUGUCCCUGGGGGACCCUGGAGCCCCUGUUGAUGCUCAGACGACGCCAUGAACUUUUCAUACACAGUACCACCUGUAAGUCAGGGUUCCAACAGUCCUGGAAAAAUCCUGGAAAAAGCCUGGAGUUGGUCUUGGCAAGUCGUGGAAAAGUCAGUGAAUUUUGUUAUUUUACACGGAGUCAAGGAAAAAGUCAUGGAAUCUCACACAACCUAUACCGGAUAACAUUUUCAUUUUACAUAUCUAUGGGUGGUGAAGUGUGGUCUAGUGGCUAGGGUUCGUGACGCAUGAUCAGAGGGUCGGGGGUUCGAAUCCAGCUGCUGGCCAUUAUGUUGUGUCCUUGGGCAAGCCGCUUCGCCCCCACUUGCCCCACUUGGAUACUUUGAGUCUCUCAAAAUUGUGGUAUGGAUCCGGCCUUAGGCGGAGGCCAUCUUGUUGAUGGUAAUUAAGGCACACUGCCAAGACCUUUAUUUUCAGUGUGAUGACUGGCCGUUGUGUUGUAAAUAGGUUCCUAAGCAGUAGUGCAACUAGGGUUAAACUUCGGCAGGCGUGUAGGUGUGCACACAUUUUCAAGGGGGAGGGGGCGCUGAAGGCAAAUGAUGCAUUUCUUUGGGAGGGGGGUGCAUGGGGGAGGGCACGUGCCCCCAUAGUUACGACGCUGUUCCUACAAUGUAAGAUGCAAAAGAAACAGCUUAGA
This is a messenger RNA of Patiria miniata (bat star), 2468 nucleotides long. RefSeq lists its product as uncharacterized. Gene Ontology annotation, biological process: mRNA splicing, via spliceosome. Gene Ontology annotation, cellular component: catalytic step 2 spliceosome; precatalytic spliceosome; U2 snRNP. NCBI's taxonomy places the organism in Eukaryota, Metazoa, Echinodermata, Asteroidea, Valvatida, Asterinidae. Gene Ontology annotation, molecular function: RNA binding. The record is from RefSeq and is a predicted model, not a curated record. The transcript is spliced from 9 exons. The coding region runs from base 135 to 1745 and encodes 536 amino acids.